Molecule: messenger RNA, 1476 nt
Organism: Neoarthrinium moseri
Lineage: Eukaryota; Fungi; Ascomycota; Sordariomycetes; Amphisphaeriales; Apiosporaceae
Exons: 2
Coding region: 1-1476 (491 amino acids)
Source: RefSeq, a predicted model, not a curated record
AUGCCGUCCGAGGACAAAGGCAAGAAGGUGACCGUUGAGGACGAAACUCCGGCUACUAGCGUUCCGUCUUCGAGCCAGCCCGCUUCCGGCCGCCAGCGCUCUUCGAGCCAACCCUCUUCCAGCCGUCCCUCUUCCAGCGGUGAUGCGGGCGGCGUUGCUGGCGGUAACGGCACCAGAACGACCAGAGUCAGAGUUGAGACACCGUCGUAUGCGAGCGCUGGCACAGCCAGUGAUCCUGCUCGCUGGUUCUUGCCGGCUCUCCCAGGCUCGCGCGACCGUCUUCAAGUGCAGCAUACUAUCUCUCGGAAUGCCCAACCUGCUGUGAACGGUCCCAAUCCUGCCGUUGGCCCGCAGCCCCAGUACCAGCACAGAGCUGGUCGUUAUCAACCUCAGGCUCAGCAGGGUCCUGGUGCCUGGAACACGCCCUUAUUCUUUCAGAGAGGCCAAUCCCUUCAGAGAGGUGCCUACCAUAAUCAAUUCAUCCACUCUAGCCCCCACUAUGGUCACUCCUACGUUCACCACAAUCACCCGGGCGUCUUUCCUUACUUGAGUGGCAAUCUCAUCCCUUCCGGGGCCAGUCACAACCACUUCCAUCACCACAACGACCUUGUAAGCUCUCCCUCUGCGCAAGACCCAGACACCACAGCCCUCUCUGCCCUCACAGCUGCAAUUGGAAGACUCCUUCGCACUCUUUCCAACCUCACCAUGGCCGACUACGGUAAUGGCACCAUGCCCAACACGGGCCAGCAUUUCCAGCCGCCCGUACCCGACACCACCUACGGCCCGAUGCACCAUGUCUAUCGACCUCGAUAUGACAAUGGUGUUCCGUUUGCUGCCCCGGCUGCGUACCCCGCUGGCCAGGUUUACCCCUCCUACCACUCGGGCCCUUGCGAAUGCCAGUUUCCCAACGCCCCUGCUCCCGUCUAUGCUACGCAGGCCGGAUACCCUCAGCAGGGUGUUCCGAUGAACGUCCACCCUGGCGCUGCCGCCAUUCCCGUCCAGAUGCCGAUGAUGGCAUACCAGCCGCAGCCGCAUGCUGCCAUGUAUAACGGCGCCGCGAUGAUGCCCGGUAUGCCUGCCGCCAUGCCCACGCCGGGCGUUGCCUACGCGAUGCAGACUCCUGGCGCUGCUCAGCCCGCAGUCCAGGUCGGCACCAUGGCCGCUGGCCAGCCUCAGUUCAUCACAGGUACUUGUGCCCCUAGCUCGCUCCCCCACGGCAUGCUGCCGCCCGACAUCAUGGGCGUCGGCAAGACCCAGGGAGAGAACACGCUCGACCUGUUGGAGUCGAUGCACAGAGAUAAUCUCCUGGAGCCUCAGGACUUCAAGCCUGAUGACGACGACCCCGCCCGCAUGUAUCUUCUUCGUGAGCUCGAUGGUAACUGGACCAAGCGCAACCGAUUUACCAUUGAUCGACUGCCCACCCGAUGGUACAUUACCCCCUGGGGUGGCUUCUACGCCGUCCGCCUCGAGGACUAA